This is a messenger RNA of Marasmius oreades (fairy-ring Marasmius), 822 nucleotides long. RefSeq lists its product as uncharacterized. The transcript is spliced from 8 exons. The coding region runs from base 1 to 822 and encodes 273 amino acids. Gene Ontology annotation, molecular function: zinc ion binding; DNA binding. NCBI's taxonomy places the organism in Eukaryota, Fungi, Basidiomycota, Agaricomycetes, Agaricales, Marasmiaceae. The record is from RefSeq and is a predicted model, not a curated record.
AUGCCCACUGGAUACCGUCUUGAAUACGCUACUUCUAAUAGGGCGAAAUGCAAAGGCCCCAAGCCAUGCUCUGGUACUACAAUUACCAAAGGAGCUUUGAGAUUCGGCACUACUGUCGAAUUCCAAGGGAAGCAGUCUUUUGCCUGGCGCCAUUGGGGCUGCGUGACCCAAAAGCAGCUCGAAAACAUGAAAUCUCAGUUCUCCGAUGCUUCAGACCUUGAUGGAUUUGAGGAUCUCAAAGAGGAGGAUCAGGAGCGUGUCAAGAAGGCCUACGAGGAAGGGCACGUUGCCGACGAAGACAUUCCGGACAGUGCCAGGAAAUCGGCGGGUGAUGACGAGGAUGAAGGCGACGAGAAACCCAAGAAGAAAGGUCGUGCAACCAAGAAGAAGGUCGAGGACGGCGAUGAUGAGGAAAAGCCGAAAAAAGUUACCAAAGCUAAGGCUACUCCUGGCGAGGCAAAGAAAAAAGCUCCCCCCAGGAAGAAGGCGGCUCCCAAGAAGAAAGCAGAUGAUGAGGACUCUGGUGAAGAUUUUACAAAGGAACUGAAAGACAUGGAGGACGACGAGGAGGAAGAGGACUCACCCAAACCGAAGCCCAAGAAACCAGCUGCCAAACCAGUUGCGAAGAAGAAAGCAAAGAAGGUUGAAGACGAAGACGAAGGUGACAGUGACGGCGGUGAUGGUGAAGAAACUAAGAAGAAGCGCAAGAAACCUGCGUCCAGAGGUGCGGCCAAGCCACCGGCAAAAAAAGCCAAACCUGCGUCCAAGUCCAAGAAGAGUAAAGUUGUCGCCGAAGAAGAUGAGGACGAAGACGAGUAUUGA